AUGAUGAUGACGCAGCCUUUCCCUGCCCACCAAGGCAUGCCGCAGCACUUUCCCCCAGGACACCCAAUGAACGCGCAACAUCCGAAUGGACACCCAGGCCCCGGAAUGGUACAGCAAAUGCAUCCUGGCGUAUCCGCACCAGGGGGACCUCAGGUCAGCCAACCGGGCCCGAUGAUGGGUGGGAUGCCACCAGGCGCUGGGACUGCUGGCCCUGGCGUUCCGAACGCCCAUGCUCUCUCCCACCUGAAUCCCGCGCAGGCGCAUAUGCUUCAGGGCCCUCAAUUCCAACAAAAUUUCGCGAACAAUCCUCAGUUCUUACAGCAACACCAACAUCAACAAUUAAUGCGGCAACGAAUGAUGCUCCAACAACAGCAUCAGCAACAGCAACAGCAACAUCAGCAGCAGCAACAGCAGCAGCAACAACAACAACAGCAACAGCAACAACAGCAACAGCAACAUGGUCUCCCAGUAUCAAUGCCCAAUGGUGCGCAAGGAAUCAGCGCUGCUCAAAUGGCUGCAAUGCAAGGGAACCCGGGAAUGCGGCCCAUGAUGCAUCUUCAGCAGCAAAUGCCGCAUGGCCAACCGCAAAGUUUCCAGCACCAACAGCAGUUCCUCGCCAUUCAGCAAGCACAACAGCAGGCACAACAGGCCCAGCAGGCCCAACAGGCUCAGCAACAGGCAAGCAAUGGACAACCAGGUCAACAUACCCCGCAGCGUGCAUCGGCGCAGCCUCCAAACAUGCACGAACAAAGUGGAACCCCGCAGUCUCAGCAUGGGGGUCCGCCUCAAGGAAGUGGCACUCCUCAACCCUCUCAAUCUUCUCAGCCACCGUCCUCCCAAGCUCCACCCUCACAGGUACCUCAGGGCCAGGCUACUCCGAACCCGCCUUCGCAGCAAUUGCCUCAGAAUCAACAGCCCGGACAACCAGGACAGGCUGCUGGCCCGCAGCCACAGCAUCUCCAAAACGCACAGGGUCAACAAGGACAGCAGGGCCAGCAGCCAGGUCCUCCGACCCAGCAAAUGACGCCUCAGGAAAUCCAGUUGAAGACGCAACAACACCAGAUGAUGAUGCAACAGCAGCAGCAACAAAGGAUGAAGCAACAAAACCAAUCAAUCAUGGCUCUUAAUGCUUAUUCCGAACAGUUAGGCAAUUUUAUAUCCCGCAACGAAGCACAAGAUCUUUUAUACUGGCAAUCAUUUGUGGAUCGCUUCUACAGCCCUGGCGGAGUGUUGCGACAGGGUGUUUGGAACAACACGGCAGGAUCUAAACAAUUUGAGAUUGCAACACCCGCUUUGGCGCGUUAUUACUUGACCCAGUUCAUGAGCGGCAUUACACAAAUCCAGAUGGUAGUGGAAGGCGCCCGUGAGCGCGAAUCUCCCAACGGAGGUCACUAUGUGGACGCUGGAAAAUGCUCAUUCAUCUAUUGGUUCAAGAAUGAAUGCCAGCUCUAUACCACCGGCUCUUUGCGUGCGCAUUUCGAUGUGAAUAACAAACUCGAGAUGCUUGAUAUUAAUGUCGUCAGUCAUCAGGAGUUCAUUCCUCGGUCACUGUUGCUGUCUAUGGAGGCCGAAUACAAACAAAGCCCAAAGGUUCCGAAGAACUCAAAACGCGCCCAACAGAAGCCAACUCCGCCACUGGCGCUGCCGGAUUCCAUGGUGAAUCUCAACGGCGUUCCUACUGAAGUCAUGGGAUUUUUGGAGGUGGCCGAGACCAUUUCCCAAAUGCAAAUGCUGUUCCAGUUCUCGCAAUCAAAUCCACAGCUCUCACCCCCAGAUGCUUUGCGAAAUCUCGUCAACACCCUCCAGACGCAGAACCCCAACCCCAGCUAUGCGCCAGGCCCCAUGAACCCAGCCAUGAGCCAAGGAAUGAACCCCAUGAACCCCGCUAUGAGCCCUGGCAUGAACCCAGCCAUGAAUCCCGCCAUGAACCCAGCCAUGAACCCAGCCAUGAAUCCCGCCAUGAACCCCGCUAUGAACCCGGGAAUGAACCCUGGCAUGCAGCCCAUGCAAAAUGUGCGGGGCCAUAGCAUGGGUGCCCCAUCGCAGUUUGCCUCGCCGGCUAUGGCCCAUCUCGGCCUCCCGGGACAGCAAGGCUCGCCUCACCUGACUGGUUCAGCACAUGCGAGCCCGGCUCAAAGCCACCUGGCCGGUCCCCCGGGAAUGCAACCACCAAUGCAGCCAUCUCCAGCUGGCGUGAACAACAGUCCAAAUGUAGGUGUCAACAAACGUCGCCGCGCAAGCACCGUCAAGAUGGAAAACGAGGAUGGUGCCGGAGUCGAUGCUAACGGCGCUCCGCAGGGCUCAGCGAAAGUAAAGGCUAGCCCUCGGGUGCCGAAGCGACAGAAGGGCGCCGCCGCCUGA
Molecule: messenger RNA, 2361 nt
Organism: Penicillium soppii
Lineage: Eukaryota; Fungi; Ascomycota; Eurotiomycetes; Eurotiales; Aspergillaceae
Product: LIM domain-binding protein
Exons: 3
Coding region: 1-2361 (786 amino acids)
Biological process (GO): negative regulation of transcription by RNA polymerase II; positive regulation of transcription by RNA polymerase II
Cellular component (GO): transcription regulator complex; nucleus
Source: RefSeq, a predicted model, not a curated record